Molecule: messenger RNA, 2445 nt
Organism: Acanthopagrus latus (yellowfin seabream)
Lineage: Eukaryota; Metazoa; Chordata; Actinopteri; Spariformes; Sparidae
Product: extracellular calcium-sensing receptor-like
Exons: 8
Coding region: 1-2445 (814 amino acids)
Biological process (GO): G protein-coupled receptor signaling pathway
Cellular component (GO): membrane
Molecular function (GO): G protein-coupled receptor activity
Source: RefSeq, a predicted model, not a curated record
AUGGAUGGUGACUACACUAUUGGGGGUGUUUUCUCCAUACACCGUUAUAUGCACACGGUGAUGCAUAACUACACCAUGAUGCCUGAGCCACUAAGGUGCACUGGGAGCAUUGACUCCCGUGAACUGCGCCUCUCACACACAAUGGUCUUCACCAUUGAGGAGAUUAACAACAGCACAGAGCUGCUGCCGGGCAUCAAACUCGGUUAUCAGAUCCACGACUCAUGUGCCUCAGUGCCUCUGGCAAUGCAUGUGACAUUCCAGCUUUCAAAUGGGCUGGACCCGGUGUUUUACACAAGAGAAGAGUGCUCACAAUCUGGUAUGGUGAUGGCUAUCGUCGGGGAGUCUGGGUCAACACAGUCAAUCAGCAUGUCACGUAUCAUCGGGGCUUUUAACAUCCCUCAAGUGAGCCACUUUGCCACGUGUGCAUGUCUGUCUGAUAAGCAACAGUACCCGAGUUUCUUCAGGACAAUCCCCAGUGAUCAGUUCCAGGCUGAUGCACUGGCCAAGCUGGUAAAACACUUCGGCUGGACGUGGAUAGGUGCUGUCCGGUCAGAUUCAGACUAUGGCAAUAAUGGCAUGGCAUCUUUCCUGGAUGCAGCACAAAAGGAGGGGAUCUGUGUGGAAUACUCUGUAUCUUUCUAUCGGACCCACCCACGUAGCAGGAUCCAGAGAGUAGCUGAAGUUAUCCGCAGGUCAACAUCUUUGGUUAUUGUGGCAUUUGCAGCCUCUGGAGACCUGAAGAUCUUGCUAGAGGAGCUCUCACGUAAGCCUUCUCCACCUCGCCAGUGGAUUGGCAGUGAGUCCUGGGUAACCAACCCAGACAUGCUGAAGUUCAGCGCCUGUGCUGGAGCCAUCGGAUUUGGCAUUCAGAAAUCUGUCAUCCCAGGUCUGAGAGAAUUCUUGCUUGGUCUUUCUCCCACUACAGUGGCUGCCUCUCCAUUGCUUACUGAGUUCUGGGAGGAUGCAUUCAACUGCAGGCUGGCAAAAAGUGCAGCCAUAGAUGAGAGAGUGUGUGAUGGAAAUGAGGACAUAAAGACGCUUCAGGACCCGUACACUGACACAUCUCAGCUCCGAAUCACUAACAUGGUUUACAAGGCUGUUUAUGCAAUAGCUCAUGCCAUUCAUAAUGAAGUGUGUCAGGACACAACUUUUACCGCUCAGUGUGACAAAUUCACCAGGAUAGAGUCAAAACAGGUUGUCUCUCAGCUGAAGAAAGUAAAUUUUUCCCAAAAUGGUUAUGAUGUGUCAUUUGAUGCCAAUGGAGAUCCUGUUGCCAGAUAUGAGCUGGUUAACUGGCAAAAAAGUGAGAGUGGCAGCAUUGAGAUGGUGACAGUAGGGCACUAUGAUGCAUCACUGCCAGAGGGUCAGGAGUUCAGCAUCAACAGGAUGCUCACCUGGGUGGAAGGUAGCACAGAAGUGCCUGUGUCAGUGUGCAGUGACAGCUGUCCUCCAGGAACUCGUAAAGUGCUACAGAAAGGAAAACCUGUCUGUUGUUAUGAUUGCACACCUUGUCCUGAGGGAGAGAUUAGCAAUGCUACAGAUUCCCCUGACUGUUCCCCUUGUCCCAAGGAGUUCUGGCCUAAUGCAGAGAGAGACACUUGUCUCCCAAAGCCUAUAGAGUUUCUAUCCUUUGACGAGGCCCUAGGAAUCAUCCUGGCUGCAUUCUCACUUGCUGGUGCCUUUCUGGCCAUCAUAACAGCAGCUGUGUUCUUUCGUCACAGAUCAUCCCCAAUUGUCAGGGCCAACAACUCCGAGCUGAGCUUCCUGCUGCUCUUCUCCCUGACUCUAUGUUUCUUAUGUUCUUUAACUUUCAUUGGAGCACCCUCUGAUUGGUCCUGCAUGCUGCGUCACACAGCAUUUGGGAUCACCUUCGUCCUCUGCAUCUCUUGUGUUCUUGGAAAAACUAUAGUGGUGUUAAUGGCCUUCAAAGCUACACUUCCAGGGAGUAAUGUCAUGAAAUGGUUUGGUCCUCCACAGCAAAGAAUGACUGUAGUAAUUUUCACAUUCAUUCAAGUUCUUAUAUGUAUCAUUUGGUUGCUUCUUCAUCCUCCUUUUCCAAUGAAGAACUUAACCAUUUUUAAGGAGAGAAUCAUCCUGGAGUGUGCAUUAGGAUCAUCUAUUGGGUUUUGGGUUGUACUUGGGUACAUAGGCCUACUAGCUGUCUUUUGCUUUGUGUUAGCUGUCCUAGCUCGGAAACUACCUGAUAAUUUUAAUGAAGCCAAGAUGAUCACCUUCAGCAUGCUGAUCUUUUGUGCAGUCUGGAUCACCUUUAUCCCAGCAUAUGUCAGCUCUCCUGGUAAAUUUACUGUGGCUGUGGAGAUAUUUGCAAUUCUGGCCUCCAGUUUUGGACUCAUACUGUGCAUCUUUGCUCCAAAGUGUUUCAUUAUAUUGUUUAAGCCAGAGAAGAACACCAAGAAACAUUUAAUGAACAAAAAUCAAUCCUGA